AUGAUCGAAUUUAAACGAAGAAAAUUGGAGGAGAGUAAACAUGGUUUCUAUCCAAUCCUUCCGGAUGAACUUUGCGAAGAAACUCCGUUGGUGGAGGUGUACAUCGAUGAAAUUGCAGAUCCAAAAAACAUUUCUCGGGUUAUUGUAGAGUUAAAUUCGAUUUUACCGAUUGAAGAAUUGUCUCAUUUAAAAAGGUACAAAAUUUUAAUGAAAAUGGCUAUUGAUAUUGCUAAUCAACAAGAUCAAAUCAACCCUAUUGGAGUUGUGGUUUUUGACCCAAAAAUACAAUCAGUUGUUGCAAUUGGUUACAAAACCGAAUUAAGCCCUAUGGCUCACCCUGUAAUGACAGCAAUUGAUAACGUUGCAAUUACUCAAAACGGUGGGGCGUGGAAUCAAGAAAAAUCAAUAAUUGAUGAAAAUGUAUCAAAUAGUCUUAAUCAAAAUGGUAUUCCAGAAAAUUAUUUAAAAAUUCUUAAAGAUAAAUAUCCCCACGCAAAAUUUGGGGCUACUAAUUAUAGAAAUAAAGACGAAUUAGAUAAUCCUGAAGAUGGUCCAUAUCUCUGCACCGGAUAUUAUGUAUUUGUGACCCAUGAACCUUGUAUUAUGUGCUCAAUGGCAUUGAUUCAUAGUAGGGCUAAAAGAGUGUUUUUUGGAGUUAAAUCUUCAAAUGGCGGAUUAGAAAGUUUAUGUAAAGUACAUACUGUAAAAGAUUUGAAUCAUCAUUACGAAGUUUGGGGAGGAUUAUUGGAAGAAGACUGUGGAAAAUUAAAAUAG
Messenger RNA from Onthophagus taurus, 774 nucleotides. NCBI's taxonomy places the organism in Eukaryota, Metazoa, Arthropoda, Insecta, Coleoptera, Scarabaeidae. The record is from RefSeq and is a predicted model, not a curated record.